UCUCCCUCGCUCCUCCUCCACGUACACAUCACGCCGGCCGGCCAGUUAGGCCGAGCAGGAUGAAUCUCCCGGUGAUCGCCUGUGUCCUCCUCCUACUUCUCGAUCUCAAUGUUUCUCCCGUGGAGCCGUCCCGGCCGCAGGGGCUCGCGAAGGGGCGCCACACGCCCGGAAAGGGGAACCACCACGGCCAUAGCGGGCACAGCGGCGACGACGGGCACCAACACGACCACUCCGACGACUACAACGGGUACAGCUUCUACGUCUUCGGCGACUCCUUUGCCGACAACGGCAACCUCGUCAAGAUGAACCCAAGAUCCGAGCUCAAUCGCCAGUGGCGCUAUCCCUAUGGCUUAUCCGGCCGCUUCUCCAACAGCUUGGUUCAGUCCGACCUCAUCGCCUACAUGCUAGGGCAGAAAAAGUCCCCUCCGGCGCACAGGCUCACGCGCAAGGUCGGCAAGGCUGGAUUGAACUUCGCCGCCGGCGGCUCCGGCGUGUUUGACGCACCGGACACCCAGACGCUCGCCAGGCAGAUCCACACCUUCCACAAGCUCGUCAAGGACGGAGACAUCGACCAGGACCGCCUCGCGUCCAAAUCCGUCGCGCUCGUCGCCGUCUCCGGCAACGACUACGCCCGCCUUCCCGCCGACACCAAGAGCUUCGCCGAGGUGGAUGAUUUCGCCAGGAAGGUGGUGGAGGAGAUCGCGUUUAACGUGCGGCGCCUGCAAGACAUCGGCGUGGAGAAGGUGCUCGUCAACAACCUCCACCCUUUCGGAUGCUCGCCGUCGGAGACCAGGGCGUACAACCACACGCGCUGCAAUGAGCGGCGCAACCUGGCCGCCACGCUCCACAACCACCACCUCGCCGACGAGCUGGCCGGCAUGGACGACGUGCUGCUGCUCGACCUCAACGCCGCCUUCAGCAACGUCGUCCGGCACUACAACGAUGACGGGGACGGCGACAUCAUUCCCAAUCUCUUCAGGGAGAAGCUGGCGCCGUGCUGCGAGAGCACCGACCCCAAGGGCUACUGCGGGCAGGUCGACACGGAGAAGUUGGAACCCCUCUACAAGGUGUGCGACAACCCCAACUAUUUCUUCUUUUGGGACGAGAUGAACCCCACCAUGGUCGGGUGGCAGGCCGUCAUGGGCCCGCUCGAUCACCCCAUCAGGAAGUUCUUAGGGCUCAUUAGGUAGACGAUGAUGCAUCCACGUACAUGUGCAUGUAAACCCAGUGCUCCCCCUUGAACUACUCCCUCCGUCCGAAAAAACUUGUCCCAAGUUUGUCUCUCAAAUGAAUGUAUCGAGCACUUUUUUCGGACGGAGGGAGUACAACAUAUCUUAGCGCUGCUAGGCAAAAAUCUGAUAUCGAACCUGUUUAAUGAGAAGGAGAGACAGAGAGCUAUCAUAUCC
This is a messenger RNA of Triticum dicoccoides, 1406 nucleotides long. RefSeq names its product GDSL esterase/lipase At5g03610-like. Lineage: Eukaryota; Viridiplantae; Streptophyta; Magnoliopsida; Poales; Poaceae. The record is from RefSeq and is a predicted model, not a curated record. Gene Ontology annotation, molecular function: hydrolase activity, acting on ester bonds. Bases 60 to 1190 code for a protein of 376 amino acids. The transcript has 3 exons.